AAGUUUAUAAAAAAAACAUCAUAAUCAUGUCGGCGGUUCGUUUAUUGAAAAUUUUUCCAAAUAGUCAUCAUUGGUCAUGUGGAAUUUUUUCAUUAAUGAUUAUCAUCAUCAUUAUUGUGGCCAAUUAUCCAACCGAAUCAUCAUUGCCAUUAUUUGUCGAUAAUGAUAACAAUAAUGGUGAUUUAAUGAUCAAUGUUACAGCAAUGGAUAUUGAUGAUGUUAAUCGUGAUAUUUUUCAGUUAAUUAAAUCACGUGGAUUCGAAUUUGAACAACAUUUUGUCACCACUUCGGAUGGCUAUAUUCUUCAAUUGGUUCGAAUUAUAAAUCCGAAAAUUAUUGAUGAUCGACAAGAUAAACUUGGAAAACCAAUCAUAUUGUUUCAUGGAUUUCAAUUGACAGGAUCAUCUUUUUUAGUGACAUCGGCUGGACGAUUAAUGAAUGAUGGUCAUUAUUAUGAAUUCGAUGAAAAUGGUCAUCUGCAACAGCCAAACGAUACGGAUGUUGGUAAUACAUUGGGUUUUGUAUUGGCUGAUCGUGGUUAUGAUGUUUGGUUAGCUAAUUAUAGGGGUAGUAUCUAUUCGAAUAAUCAUAUUAAAUUUAAUCCAAAAAGUCGACAAUAUUGGUCAUUUUCAAUGGAUGAAAUGAUAGCAAUAGAUUUACCAGCAAUUAUUGAUUAUGUUAUUGACAAAACAAAUCAUCAAUCAAUUGGUUAUAUUGGACAUUCAUUAGGAAAUUUUAUAAUGUUGGCAUUAUUAUCAACCCGACCGGAAUAUUCACAGAAAAUUCGUCCAUACAUUGCCUUGUCACCAGUAUUCUAUACUGAACAAUUAAAAACACCAUUAAAAGUAUUGGUACCAUUGAAAGAAAUUCUUAGAUCCUAUCAAACAAUGUUGGGUUACGAAUCUCAUAAAAUUAUUACGGAAAUCUGUAUGAAUCCAAAUACGAUAAAUAUUUGUCGUAAUCUUUAUCUUUAUCUUAUUGGUGGUCAUCCUCGUAAUUUUAAUGAGAAUCGAAUGAAUGUUUAUAUUGCCAAUAUUCCAUUAGGAUCAUCGACAUGGGUUAUUGCACAUUUUCUUCAAAUGAUUGAACAUGGUAAUCCUUCAUAUUUUGAUUAUGGUCCAUUAAAUAAUCUUCGAAAAUAUGGUCGUUUAACGCCGCCAUUAUAUGAUGCUAGUCGAAUAAAUUCAACCGAUAUGGCACUUUUCUAUCUAUCAAAUGAUUAUUUCAACACCAUGAUUAAUAUUGAUUUAUUGAAAAGCAAACUUAAAGUGAAAUUGAUGGAUGAUUAUCUGAUAACGGAUCCAUCGAUAGGACAUUUGAAUCUAAUAUGGGAUAAACAUUGCGGUCGUUUGUUUCAGAUAAUUCAAUCACGUGGAUUCGAAUUUGAACAACAUUUUGUCACAACAUCGGAUGGUUAUAUUCUUCAAUUGAUUCGUAUUAUAAAUCCGAAAAUUCUUAUUGAUCAACAACAACCGAAUAAACCGGGAAAACCAAUAAUUUUGUUUCAUGGAUUUCAAUGUACAGGAUCAUUUUGGAUAAUUACCGCAUCGGGACGAUUAAUGAAUGAUGGUUAUUAUUAUGAAUUUGAUGAAAAUGGCUAUCGACAACCACAACAACCGCAACAAACAAAUGAUACAGCCGUUGGCAAUACAUUAGGUUUUGUAUUGGCCAAUCAUGGUUAUGAUGUUUGGUUAGCUAAUUACAGGGGUAGUAUCUAUUCGAAUAAUCAUAUUAAAUUCAAUCCAAAAAGUCGACAAUAUUGGUCAUUUUCAAUCGAUGAAAUGGCAUUAAUCGAUUUACCAGCAAUUAUUGAUUAUGUUAUCGACAAAACUAAUCAUCAAUCGAUUGGUUAUAUUGGACAUUCACAAGGAAAUUUUAUAAUGUUGGCAUUAUUAUCAACCCGACCGGAAUAUUCACAGAAAAUUCGUCCAUACAUUGCCUUGUCACCAGUAUUCUAUACUGAACAAUUAAAAACACCAUUAAGAUUUUAUGGAUCAUUAAAAGAAGUUCUUAGAACACAUCCAACACAAGUACCGUUCGGUAUGGAAAUUCGUAAAACUUAUACGGAACUAUGUAUGAAUCCAAAUACGGCACAAUUUUGUCAUAAUGUUUAUCAUUAUUUUCUUGGUGGUAAUCCUCAAAAUCUUAAUAUGCAUCGAAUGAAUGUAUAUCUUGCCAAUGUUCCAUUGGGAUCAUCAUCAUGGAAUGUUGUACAUUUUUUUCAAAUGUUUCAACAUGGUAAUCCUUCACGUUUUGAUUAUGGUCCAUUGAAUAAUCUUCGAAAAUAUGGUCGUUUAACACCGCCUUUAUAUGAUGCUAGCCGAAUUAAUUUAACCGAUAUGGCAUUUUUCUAUAUAUCGAAUGAUUAUUUCAACACUAUGAUCAAUAUUGAUCGAUUGAAAAGUAAACUUAAAGUGAAACUGAUCGAUGAUUAUCUAAUAUCGGAUCCAUCAUGGGGACAUAUGGAUCUAGUUUGGAGUAAACAUUCCGGACGUUUAGUUAAUAAACGAAUUCUUGAUAUUCUUGCUCGCUAUCCAUAGCGACAUUUAUUUAUUCUUAUUUUGGUGAUAUUUUUUUGAUCUGUGAUUUCAAUAACGGUUUUUAAUAAAUUAAAUAAAUUAAAUUU
Messenger RNA from Dermatophagoides pteronyssinus (European house dust mite), 2626 nucleotides. Its product is annotated as lipase member K-like. The record is from RefSeq and is a predicted model, not a curated record. Gene Ontology annotation, biological process: lipid metabolic process. Lineage: Eukaryota; Metazoa; Arthropoda; Arachnida; Sarcoptiformes; Pyroglyphidae. Gene Ontology annotation, molecular function: hydrolase activity, acting on ester bonds.